UUGCUUGUAAAACUGAGGAGGAAGUUGGUGUGCUCUGCUGUCUGUAUCGACUUAUCUGAAUGCUUUCCAGCGCAAUUUAGAAGAAAGACCCACAUUAAAGAUUCUCCAUUUCUCUUGUUUUAAAUACUUUCCAUUUCAAAUUCUUGAAAAAGACUCAAGAAAAGAAAGGGGAAUCAUAACACAGAAGAAACCCACCACCACUCCUUCCUGUCUCUGUGCUGGCUGGGAUCUGGUUCGAGAAGUGGGGUUGAGUGGAAAAGGAAGGAGCUUUCUUUUUUUUCUUGAGAAUUCCUGUUUGAUUUUGAGAUGGGUUUUUGGUGAUUGAGUGAAAGAUCCAAGAGGGAAAGAAUGGAACCCCCAAGGGGGUUGUGGGCUUCUUUGUGGAACUUCAUCCGUUUCUUGCCUUUCUUCCUUGGUCUUCUCAUUCUUGGCUUCAUUAAAGGUCUCAUUAUGUUCCCAGUGAUAUUUCUCCUAAUGACUGCCGGGAUCUCUGGGAUAAUACUUGGUCUUUGGCCUAUUCACUGUUUCUAUACUUACUAUUGCGUUUUGAGCACAAAACAAUUUGGUCCUUGCCUGAAGCUUAUACUUUGUAUAUGUAUUCCUGUGAUCUUAAUAGUAUGGCCACCUGUUGGGAUUGCCUGUGGCGUUCUAGGUGGGGCAGCAUAUGGCCUGCUUGCACCAAUGUUUGCCACUUUUCGGGCAGUUGAAGAAGGAAGGACUGACAAGUUUUACCACUGUAUUUGUGAUGGAACUUGGAGCGCUGUCCAAGAGAGCUUCACUAUUCUCAGGGAUUUUCUGGAUGUUUGUUACUAUUCUUACCUCUCAAUCAUGGGUGAUCUACGGCGUCAAGGGCCAGAUGGGAAGUAUUAUGAGAUUAGAUUGUUGUAUGUUCCCCUUGCUUUAAUAGCUGGAAUACUGGGUUCAGUGAUUGAUCUGCCUAUGAUCUCAAUUAUUGCCCUGUGUAAGAGCCCCUACAUGCUUUUCAAGGGUUGGCAUCGGUUAUCUCACGAUUGCAUUGGACGUGAAGGGCCUUUCUUGGAGACUAUAUGCGUCCCAUUUGCAGGUCUAGCAAUUUUACUGUGGCCAUUGGCCGUUGUUGGGGCAGUGUUAGGCUCCAUGGUAUCAAGUAUCUUCUUGGGUGCUUAUGCAGCAGUGAUAGUGUAUCAGGAGAGAUCUUUUUGGCUUGGACUUUGUUAUAUUGUUGCUUCAUUGUCUAUUUAUGACGAGUAUAGCAACGAUAUUCUUGACAUGCCUGAAGGAUCCUGCUUUCCUAGACCAAGGUAUAAAAAGAAAACUACAUCACGAACUAGCUCUAGCAAUCAUUCGGCUUCUUUCUCAAGGCCCAGCUCCUUCAAAAAUCCACCCUCACGUACGAAUUCUGUAAAUACACCUAUGCUUGAGUUGAAGCCCCUGGAGUUGGCUGAUGCCUUGUUCAAGGAGUGUCAGCGCCAUGGGGAAGUUAUGGUCUCAGAAGGAAUAAUAACCCUAAAAGAUAUCGAAGAUGCAAAAAAUAACAAAAGCAGCGGUGGAGUGAUAAGCAUUGGUUUACCCGCUUAUUGCCUUCUUCAGGCACUUCUGCGUUCAUCAAAAGCCAAUUCUACUGGUAUAUUACUAAGUGACAAUGUUACUGAAAUAACAUCGUCAAAUCGGCCAAAAGAUACGUUUUUUGAUUGGUUUCUUAAUCCACUCUUGAUAAUUAAAGACCAGAUUAAAGCUGACAACCUUUCUGAGACAGAGGAGGAAUACCUGAGCAAGUUAGUUUUAUUGGGUGGUGAUCCUGCAAGAUUGAAGAACUCAGAUAUUGGCGCAGCACCUGAAUCUGAGCUUCGAAAAGCCGAACUGGAUGCAUUAGCUAGAAGACUUCAAGGGAUCACUAAAUCUAUAUCAAGAUAUCCAACAUUUAGACGUCGUUUUGAUGGUAGCAUGAAAAUAAUUAUGGAUGAGCUUGCUAAGAAGGACGGUGGCAGUGGAAAAUCUAGCAGCAAUGGUCCUCAGACGGUGCCAAAAUCAAGGAGUAUGUUGGAGCGGCUUUUUAGUCAGAAAUCUUUGAGAGGCCGAACAAGUGACCAUAGCUAUGAUUCAGACACUCAGACGCCAUUUGAAAGAGACAUUGAGAUCAGAUAGAAUGGUGCGACAUCCGUUCACUUCGAUGUUGUAUCAGCUGCAGAUUUUCAGGCCAUACGAAUGUAAAUUGAACAUUACAGGACUUGCUUGAUAGUCCUAGAUGCAUAGAUGGUUUUCCUUUUCUAGAAUUUUUCAUAGAUCCUCUGAUUUCCCGAAGUUAUGAUUGCUCAAUCUUUUGGUGGGCAUCUCAUGAAUUUCUGUCCCAGAAUUUGUAGUCCUCCCUGUAACCUGUAUUCUUAAACCCACAUAUAGUUUGAAAGAAUUGAUGCAAUAAAAAGAAAAAAAGAAACUUUAAUUUCUA
Molecule: messenger RNA, 2425 nt
Organism: Sesamum indicum (sesame)
Lineage: Eukaryota; Viridiplantae; Streptophyta; Magnoliopsida; Lamiales; Pedaliaceae
Product: putative membrane protein At3g27390
Source: RefSeq, a predicted model, not a curated record